AUGACGGAGCGCAAGUUGCAUUUGACCGCGUUCAUGCGGCCGGUCAGUCUACACACCGGCGCAUGGAGGUAUCCCGGCGCCUACGCAGACGCGAAUUUCAACUUUGAGCACCUGAAGUCUUUCAUCCAGAAGCUCGAAGCUGCCAAGUUUGAUGCCUUCUUCAUGGCAGAUCACCUCGCUGUUCUGAAUAUGCCAAUUGAAGCACUCAAACGCAGUCAUACGGUCACCUCGUUCGAGCCAUUUACCUUAUUGUCGGCGCUUUCAUCUGUUACUAGUAAGAUCGGGCUUGCUGCAACAGCAUCAACUACUUACGACGAACCUUACCAUAUCGCUCGUCGGUUUGCAUCGCUGGACCACCUCAGCAACGGUCGCGCCGCCUGGAACAUUGUCACAACGGGGAAUCCCGAGGCAUCAAAAAACUUUGGCAAGGAAGAGCACCUCGAACAUGACGAGCGAUACAAACGGGCGAGGGAAUUUUAUGACGUUGUUACGGGGCUGUGGGACAGCUUUGCCGAUGACGCUUUCAUCCGUGAUCAGGCGUCGGGGAUAUAUUUCGAUCCUGAGAAACUACAUGUUCUCAACCACAAGGGCGACAAUUUGCAAGUACGGGGUCCCCUGAAUAUAGCACGCCCUGUUCAAGGCUGGCCGGUCAUUGUACAGGCAGGCCAGUCGGAACCGGGCAGACAGCUGGCUGCUGAAACGGCCGAGGCUGUCUUUUGCGCGCCAAUAGACAUCGAAGCUGCAAAGGCACUGUAUGCAGAUAUCAAGGGCCGUGCAACGGCAGCAGGCCGCGAUCGCAAUCAUUUGAAAAUCCUUCCAGCAGCCUUUGUCGUCAUUGGAGACACAGUAGAAGACGCCAAAGCCAAGCGUCUCGCUGUCGAUAGUCUUGUCCACUAUGAAAGUGCCAUCGCCUCGUUGUCAGUGACACUGGGUACCGAUGCGUCAGGCUUCGACCCGGAUGGUCCUCUUCCGACUGAUCUGCCAGAAACCAAUGCAACCAAGACCGGUCGUGAAUCUGUGCUCAGGCUCGCCGCGAAAGAAAAUCUUACAGUCCGCCAACUUGCACAGAGACAAGGAGGAUAUGGCGGGCUGGCCUUCGUUGGGACACCAGAAACCGUCGCAGAAGAAAUGGGUACCUGGCUGCGUGAGGAGGCAGCCGAUGGAUUCACAGUUGUAGUCCCGUUUGUGCCUCAAGGUAUAGACGACGUAACGCUGCGACUGGUGCCUGAGCUCCAACGCCGGGGACUUUUCCGCAACGAGUAUGAAGGGACGACAUUGCGAGAACACCUUGGUCUUCCACGGCCGAACAAUAAGUUUUUCCCCUAA
Messenger RNA from Talaromyces rugulosus, 1326 nucleotides. RefSeq lists its product as uncharacterized. Gene Ontology annotation, molecular function: oxidoreductase activity, acting on paired donors, with incorporation or reduction of molecular oxygen; monooxygenase activity. The record is from RefSeq and is a predicted model, not a curated record. The coding region runs from base 1 to 1326 and encodes 441 amino acids. The transcript has a single exon. Lineage: Eukaryota; Fungi; Ascomycota; Eurotiomycetes; Eurotiales; Trichocomaceae.